Messenger RNA from Sinocyclocheilus grahami, 3160 nucleotides. RefSeq names its product complement C2. Gene Ontology annotation, biological process: proteolysis; response to bacterium; complement activation. Gene Ontology annotation, cellular component: extracellular exosome; extracellular region. Bases 35 to 2554 code for a protein of 839 amino acids. Gene Ontology annotation, molecular function: serine-type endopeptidase activity. The record is from RefSeq and is a predicted model, not a curated record. The transcript has 19 exons. Lineage: Eukaryota; Metazoa; Chordata; Actinopteri; Cypriniformes; Cyprinidae.
UAUUGGUAUUUCAACCAUAUCAGAGAGUUAAACCAUGCUCAUCAUGUCCCCUAUGCACUACGCAACUGCAUGUUUCAUCACUUUUUUCUUGUACAUCUCUGUAUGUAAAGCACAAUAUGACUAUGAUUAUGAAGAGAACGUACCCAAAACCUGCAACACAUCUGAGUCCAUCAUUGGAGGCACGGUGGAGUAUUCCAAUGGCAGAGCUGCAGGUAGUCUGCUAAUUUAUCACUGCAGUGAUGGAUUCGAACCUUAUCCAAUCAAACAAAAAGUCUGCAGCUCUGCUGGAGAAUGGGAGCCUAAGGUAUCCAAGGUCAAGUGUGAAGAAACCAGUGAUUAUGGAGAUUAUGAGGAACCACAGAAGAACUGCUCUUUGGACGUGUCCAUAAAGGGAGGUAGCGUGUCCUACUCCAGUGAGGGAUUGGAGGGAAGUGUGUUGACCUAUCACUGCAAGGCAGGACACUAUCCUUUUCCGGCAUCGCAAAGAGUCUGUGACAAAGAUGGGGAAUGGUCAGCCAUGAGACUUCCAAAUGGAAAGAGAACACUCAAUGCUGUGUGCAAGGAAAUCCUUUGCCCUGCUCAACUUCAGCUUGACAACGGGCAGCUCUGGCCCAGGAGACAGUGGUUCAGGAUUGGAGAAAAGCAGACAUUUUCUUGUCAUGAAGGAUUUGUUUUGACUGGAUCUGCUGAGAGGAACUGCACUCAGUGGGGUGUAUGGACCGGUUCUACACCCGUGUGUGAUGACCAGUCGGAGGACUGUAAAAACCCAGGUACACCUCCAGGGGCCUUACGUUCUGGGGAACGUUUCCUUAUCGGAGACAAAGUGCACUAUCUGUGUCAGUCAGGUCUUGAUAUACUUGGCCCCUCUGAGAGACAGUGUUUGGAUUCAAGGGAAUGGAGCGGGGCAGAACCACGCUGCUAUGCCCAGUACUCAUUUGAUCAACCAGAUGUCAUAGCUCAGGCUUUAGGAGGAUCUCUGACCGCAGUCAUGGACGUGUCUCUCCCUGACUUCAAAAAGAAAGCGCAAUCUUUGGGCAGGACUGUCAGGGUUGCAGAAGGUCGCCUGAAUGUCUUCAUCCUUUUGGACACAUCAGCCAGCAUUUCACAGGAGAGUUUUCACUUAGCAAAAAAUGCCACCAUUCAACUCGUCCGUAAGCUGGAUAGCUAUGAAGUCAACAUGAGGUUUGACAUCGUCUCAUAUGCCAGUGAGCCCAAAGAAAUUGUGUCCAUUACAAACGACCUGAGUCAAGAUGUGCAUUAUGUCUUGAGGAAAUUAAAAGAGUUUAGCGACAAAAGCCACGGGAGUAAGAGAGGCACCAAUCUGCAUAAAGCCCUAGAAAGGGUGUAUAAUCAGCUUGCUCUUCUCAGGGAGAAUAAAAGAAGGCAGUUCAAUGAGACUCAGAACGUCAUAAUCAUUGCAACUGAUGGCCACGCCAAUAUGGGACCCAGCCCACAAAGCAUUUUACCUAUGAUCCGAAACUUAUUCGGCUACAAACCCAGCAGUGUAGACCACACACAAGAGGAGCUCUUGGAUGUGUAUGUAUUUGCUGUUGGACAAGAAGUUAACAGAAAAGAACUCACAGGCAUUGCCUCUUCCAAGAAAGACGAGCAGCAUAUUUUUGUUCUAAAGGACUACAGACAUCUCGGACUUGUGUUCAAUCAAAUGAUCAGUGAUUCUGCUGUGACUAAGUGUGGAUUGGCACAAGAGGAGCAGCACAAUUCUGAAACCACUUACACCAGACCUUGGCACGUCAAUAUUAUUUGGGGAGUUCGAACAUGCAGAGGGUCUAUACUGACGAAAAGCAUGGUGUUGACAGCUGCACACUGCUUAAUAAAAGUGGAUGCAGAUGAACCUGUUUCAUCAGCCAGUGCUGCUGAUAUAACAAUUCGCCAUGGUAAUGGUGAAGUUAAAGCCAUGGAGCUGUUUCUUCAUCCACAGUUUAAUUUGAGAGGCCUUAAGGACAAGAAUGUAAAAGAGUUUUAUGAUUACGACAUUGCUCUGAUCAGGAUGAGUGAAAACAUAACAAUAUCUAUGAAGGCAAGGCCCAUUUGUUUGCCUUGUACCGGUUCGUCAAAUCGGGCUCUCAGAUUGGGUCCAGACUCUACAUGUGACCAGCACAAAAAGAUCCUGAUUCAUCUGGAUGAGACUCCAGCUGAGUUCAUCAGACAGGGAACUCAUCGAUCAAACACGCUCAUACAUACUGGUGCAAAAAGAGGUGAAUGCAUACAGAAGGCAAGAUCCACCAUUAAUGUGCACAGCACCGCAUCUCUGUUGGAAGUGAUCACAGACAGGUUCAUGUGCACUGGAGGAACAGAGAAAAACAGACAUGAAAUGACUUGUAAAGGGGAUUCUGGCGGAGCUCUCUUCCUACGUAAGAGGAUGCGAUAUUUCCAAGUGGCAGUCGUGAGCUGGGGCACUAAGCAGAUCUGUGGCUCACAAACAGAUGUUAGAGUCGACUGGCCUCUUGAUGCGCGAGAUUUCCACAUCAGCGUGUUCUCUCUGAUGCCCUGGCUCAAGCAGCACCUUCACGAGGAGCUGGCUUUUCUUCCUUAGCAGGACAACAGAGAAUAACAAACACAUAAAACUAGGCAGAUUUAACAGAUUACUGAAUGUUUUCAGACUUGCAUGCUUCAGUGCAAGAGAAUAAAUAAUAAUGUGACUAAAAACAGAUUUUUUUUGUAAUCCCUACUGAAAGAUCCUUUGCUUUAGGUAAUUGACUUGUAGGAGACACUACAAAUGUAAUGUUCAUAAAAUGACUGUUGUAAGGAUAUUAAGUGCCUCAGAUAAAUACACACAAGUUCCCUUCUCUUUGUUGAAGAUAUUAUUUGCCUUACCUUUAUAAGUCACUUUUUUUGUUACAAAAUAACGUUUUGUGUACCCGCACAAUAGCACACAUAAUUUGUUGUUCUGAUUUUCACGUGUGUUUUAUGUAAUAGUUGACACAUCUAUAGUCUUGAAAAGAGGUACAAGUAUCCACAUAUGUGUAGAGGUUAAACACCUACAUAUAUGGUAAGCUGAAAUAGGAGGCCUUAAUUUGUUCAUUUGGCUAUCCAAUCACUUUUGAAAAUCAUUGUUCUAUGAUAAAUUAAUACACACAACAAGAAGAGUCUAUAAACUGUGUAUCUGACCAGUAAACUGUAAGAAGAGACGUGAAGCACA